Messenger RNA from Clarias gariepinus (North African catfish), 2529 nucleotides. RefSeq names its product B-cell receptor CD22-like. Lineage: Eukaryota; Metazoa; Chordata; Actinopteri; Siluriformes; Clariidae. The transcript is spliced from 12 exons. The coding region runs from base 1 to 2070 and encodes 689 amino acids. The record is from RefSeq and is a predicted model, not a curated record.
AUGAAGGUCAAGAAGGCACAACAUUCUCCAGCAGUGCUUUCCAUCACUAUGCUUUCUCCCCUUUAUCUGGUCUUUCUGUUUAUGAUCUCAGGAGCUCUUGGGAAUAAAUGGAGUGUGACAUACAAACCAGAACAUCUCUGUGCCUUAAAAGGAUCUACAGUGUUUAUGAACGGCUCGUACACACACCCAACAGAUUUUACAGUGAAUAAGGCAUUUUGGGUAAUAAACCCAGUUAAGGGUAAAGAGUCGGCUGAUCUGAGUACUGUAUCAGGUUACUCAGGGAGAGUGGAGUAUUUAGGAGAUAAACAGAAACACUUCACCCUCAGACUGAGUGACGUGAAGAAAACAGAUGAACAUCAAUACUGCAUUAGAGUCAUAGGACAGACAAGUAAAGAUAAAUACCUCUUUUCUCCAGGAGUGAGACUCACUGUCACAGAUCGUCAGGUUAUCGCUCCUGCAGAAGUGACAGAGGGACAAUCAGCCCUUCUGAUUUGUAAAACCACCUGCAGUCUGACUGAUCCAACAUUCAUCUGGUACAAAACCAGCCGUGAUUUAACCACAAACACCAUCAAGAGCAAUAAAGUCCACCUGCAGUCGGUCAGCAGUGAGGAUGCAGGCAGUUAUAGCUGUGCUGUAAGAGGAUAUGAACAUCUCCCCUCUCCUGCUCACACACUCAGAGUCAGAUAUUCACCAAAGAAUGUCUCAGUGUCCAUCAGUCCCUCUGGUGAGAUAGUGGAGGGCAGUUCAGUGACUCUGACCUGCAGCAGUGAUGCUAACCCACCUGUGGAGAUCUACACCUGGUUUAAGGAUAUGACAUCAGUAGGAAAAGAAAAGACCUACAACAUCUCCAACAUCAGCUCUGAGGACAGUGGAGAGUACAAGUGCAAGUGCAGUAAUGAAGUCGGACAUCAGGAGUCCAGCAAUGUAACUCUGAAUGUUCUGUAUCCUCCAAAAAAUGUCUCAGUGUCAAUCAGCUCCUCUGGUGAGAUAAUGGAGGGCAGUUCAGUGACUCUGACCUGCAGCAGUGGUGGUAACCCACCUGUGGAGAUCUACACUUGGUUUAAAGAGAGAACAUCAGUAGGAAAUGAAAAGACUUACAUCAUCUCCGAUAUCAGAUCUGAGGACAGUGGAGAGUACAAGUGCAAGUGCAGUAAUAAAGUGGGAUAUCAGGAGUCCAGCAGUGUUAUUCUGAACGUUCUGUAUCCUCCAAAGAAUGUCUCAGUGUCCAUCAGUCCCUCUGGUGAAAUAGUGGAGGGCAGUUCAGUAACUCUGACCUGCAGCAAUGAUGCUAACCCACCUGUGGAGAACUACACCUGGUUUAAGGAGAAGACAUCAGUAGGGGAGGAAGAGACCUACACCAUCUCUAACAUCAGCUCUGAGGACAGUGGAGAGUACAAGUGCAAGGGCAGUAAUGAAGUCGGACAUCUAAUCUCCAGUAGUGUAAUUCUGAAUGUUCUCUAUCCUCCAAAAAAGGUCUCAGUGUCCAUCAGUACCUCUAGUGAGAGUUUAGUGGUGAUAAUAUUGAAACAUAUAAGAGGCAGUUCAGUGACUCUGACCUGCAGCAGUGAUGCUAACCCACCUGUGGAGAUCUACACCUGGUUUAAGGUGAAUGAAUCCUCAGCUGUAGGAUCUGGACAGAGUUACAGAGCUCUACAGAGUGGACAGUACUACUGCGAGGCUCAGAAUAAACACGGCUCUGAGAGAUCAGCUGCAGUGUCCGUCACUGUAAAUGGGUUUUGGAGUUUAAUUGUGUACACAACUGUUGGAGUCUUUGUGUUUGUGUGUAUUUUUCUCAUCAUCACCUUCUUUUUUAUAAGGAAAAGAACUGGUACAACACGAGAUCAACAGGAAGAUUUACAUAAUAUUAUAGCAGAAGCAAAUGCAAUCAACCCUCCACCUGAUACAGCCUCGGCCAAUCAAAAUGAAGCUGCAGACUCCGGGAACACUCUGGAAGCUGAGAGUCCUGCUGUAGAAGCUUCUGCCUCUGAGGAGGAGGUUCAGCUCACCAGUGCCGACUGCAGGCCCGACAAUGCUGAGGAUACCAGUGCUAUGUACGGAAAUGUGAACUAAACACCAUUCACCCAUAAGAACUUCUAGAUACUCUUCGGAUUGACACACAUAAGCAUAGAAGCCAUAAGCCAUUUUUUAUUAUAAUGAUUUUUUAAAAUAGUUUUUCAUGCAUAUUUCAUGCAUAAUAUGCGUUGCAUAUUAUAUUUGCUAUCUGUAUACUAAAGUGUAAACUUUACAACUGCAAAAUAUUGGAUGUUUCAAAAAGGGGGAUUAAAUUAAAGCAACCAUUAAGCGUUUUAAUAUUGAAAUAUAUGGGUAAAUGCCAAUUUGGUAAAACGCCUCAGCACCAGGAAUAACUUAACGGACGUCCUUAGGUGAAAAAUUCCAGUAGGUCCAGCCAGACUAAAAAAACAUUCCCCUGUUCAGGAUUACCUUCUCAAGAUCAUCAGAUUUUAAGAUUUUUUCCUGCAAGUCUAAAAAUCUAAUUGUUGUAAAACUGCUUUGCGCAAUUAGCUAUAA